Messenger RNA from Rhinichthys klamathensis goyatoka, 988 nucleotides. It is a transcript of the gene stmn4, whose product is annotated as stathmin-like 4. The transcript is spliced from 6 exons. Gene Ontology annotation, biological process: regulation of microtubule polymerization or depolymerization; microtubule depolymerization; neuron projection development. Gene Ontology annotation, cellular component: cytoplasm; neuron projection. Bases 134 to 700 code for a protein of 188 amino acids. The record is from RefSeq and is a predicted model, not a curated record. Gene Ontology annotation, molecular function: tubulin binding. Lineage: Eukaryota; Metazoa; Chordata; Actinopteri; Cypriniformes; Leuciscidae.
AAGAGAGGGAGGUGAAAAAGAGGAGACCAGAGAAAGAGACAGAAGAGAGAGAGGGGGGAGACAGGGACAACACCUCAUCAAGAAGGAAAGGACAGAGUGAAGGGUUGUAAGCGACACACAAUACUGCAUAAACAUGACCUUGGCAGCAUAUCGAGACAAGGUGAAGGAGCUCCCUCUAGUGUCACUUCUGUGCUCCUGCAUCAACUCAAACAAUGCAGAGAAUCCCACAUACAAGGCUGAGGAUGCAGUGGAUCUCAACUGGUGUGUGAUCAAAGAUAUGGAGGUCAUUGAGCUGAACAAGCGGGCCUCGGGCCAGGCAUUUGAGGUGAUCCUGAAACCUCCCUCUUUUGAGGGUGUGCCUGAGCUUAACACUUCCAUGCCCCAGCGUAAGGACCCCUCACUGGAGGAGAUCCAGAAGAAACUGGAAGCCGCUGAGGAGAGGCGGAAGUUUCAGGAGGCCGAGCUGUUAAAGCAUCUUGCUGAGAAGAGGGAGCAUGAGAGAGAGGUCAUCCAGAAGGCAUUUGAGGAGAACAACAACUUCAUUAAGAAUGCUAAAGAAAAGCUGGAGCAGAAGAUGGAGGCCAUCAAAGAGAACCGUGAGGCUUUUCUUGCUGCCAUGCUGGAGAGACUACAGGAAAAGGACAAACACGCAGAGGAGGUGAGGAAGAACAAAGAGCUGAAAGAGGAGGCCUGCCGGUAGAGGAGCGCCUGCUGCGCAGGACUGAUGUGGCUAUGGUCAAGGGGAAAAGUAAUGGAGAUGAAACUGAUAACUGAAAAAUAAAACAAAUGCUAGCCAAUACACCUCAAAAAGGGGACAUAUUGGACAUUGAUAAUGACAAUUUGCAACACACCAUGCUUUUUUGGAAAGCUACUUAAUGUUAUCAAAAACAGAAAAAAUAUUGUCUAGAUGGCAAUGCAAGGUGCACUAAGGGAAUGUUGCUUGGUGGAGAACAGGAGGUUGCUUCAGAGCAGAAGAACUGAUCUUUUG